AUGGAGGCGGGAGGGAGCCAGAAUACUUAUAAGGUGAUUUCAAAUUCAAAUCACUCACACGAAUUGCUACCUAUCCCCAAAGGGCCGAAUCCUGGGCCGAGGCCCAGUGAUAGAGUGACUCCAAAAGCUGCUAUGUCAAACGAGAGGGAGCGGGCCCAUGAUGUUGUGGAGGUCACUAAGAAGCCCCGAUUUGCGGAUAAGCCAGCCCAAAUCCGAACUAUUCCACAGGAAGCCCAAGGAGGACCAAACCCUGUCUCCACUGGGGUGGGGGAGUCUCCAAUUGAGGGGGGAAGGCAGUGGAAGAAGUUGUCUCGAAGAACCUUGCCAGAAAACCCGAAGGAAGAGAUUCCUUGCAAUGAAAGUUACUACGGAGGAUGGGUUUGUUAUCGAAGCUUUGAGUGGCUUCAGAGCAGCCCCGCCAAUCAUUCCGAAUCUCCUAUGUUGGAACUGCUGAGGGUUGGGGAACUCCUGGGCAGUUUGGGAGAUUCACUGGUUGGUGAAAGUAAAAAACCUCGCUUUUUGUUUCUUAUCGAGACAAAAGUGAAGUCAGAUAAAUUGCAAUGGUUACGGUGCUCCCUCGGUUUCAAGGGAAUGUUCCAGGUGGAUCCUGUUGGACAUAGUGGUGGUUUGGUUUUCUUCUGGAAAUUUGAAAAGGAAGUGAAAAUUGUGAACUAUUCUCAAAAACAUGUCACAGCGCUAAUUACCAUGGUGGGGGGGAAUUUCCCUUGGACUUUUACUGGCUUCUAUGGGCACCCUGAUCGGGCACUACAUAAAAGCUCUCGGAAGCUUCUAUCACGCCUUAGCUCUCUAUGCUCCUCUGCAUGGCUUUGCAUGGGUGACUUUAAUGAAAUUGUGAGUCAUCACGAGAAGGUAGGGUGUGCGAUCAAGAAUGAAGCCCAUAUGAGGUUUUUUCUGUUAACACUGGAAGAUUGCAAUCUGAGUGAUUUAGGCUAUCGUGGCUCUAAAUAUACGUGGAGUAACAAACGGGAUUUGACAGUUUUUGUCAAAGAAAGGCUGGAUCGGUCUGUCGCCUCCCCAGACUGGUAUGCCAAUUUCCCUAACUUCGUAGUAGAUGUUCUUCCAGUAAGUACCUUAGAUCAUCGUCUUCUUUGGUUACAAUUCGAUUCUAGAAGCCGUAUUCCUCCCAAACUUUUCCGGUUUGAAGCUAAGUGGAAUUUAGAUGAAGAGUGUUUGGUGGUGGUUAAUGAGGCGUGGAAUAGGGAGGGGGCUGUGAGUAACCCCUUGGGUAGCAUGUGGAAUAAUCUGGUAAAUUGUAAAACUAGAUUAAAAGAGUGGAGUAAGAGCAAGUUUGCUGAUGCUGAUAGACAAAUAGCUACUCUUUCCAAGAGGCUUGACAGGCUACAAAAUGCCGAGCACUUAGGGAACUUGGCUACCAUAAAGCAACUGUUCACCACAAAGGGGGUUGAAGGGAUUACUGAUUGCACAGACGCAGUUCUGGGUCGAGUAUCUCCUAAGUUGAAUGAGAAGUUAUUUGCUGAGUUUGUUAUCGAGGAAAUCAACCAAGCCCUGGCACAAAUACACCCCCUCAAAUCUCCGGGUCCGGAUGGAUUUGGAGUGAGCUUCUACCAACAUCACUGGGGAAUUAUCAGAGACCAUGUAAGGGCUGCUACUCUUCAUUCUUUAAAUGGGGGUACCUUUGAUUCUGCGAUCAAUGAGACUUUUAUUGCCCGCAUUCCUAAGUCCCCUACUGCUUCCUCAAUAAGUGAGUAUCAGCAUAUUAGCCUCUGUAAUGUACUGUACAAGUUGAUAGCAAAGGUCCUAGCGAAUAGACUCAAAUUGGUGCUGCCUUCUAUAAUCUCCCAUAAUCAAAGUGCGUUUGUUCCUGGCCGUCUGAUCACUGAUAAUGUGCUGGUUGCCUAUGAAGCCUUGCAUUCGAUGAAUACCCGAAUGAGGAGCAAGAAAGGCUUCAUGGCUGUGGAAUUGGACAUGAGAAAGGCAUAUGAUCAUGUGGAGUGA
Molecule: messenger RNA, 1977 nt
Organism: Alnus glutinosa
Lineage: Eukaryota; Viridiplantae; Streptophyta; Magnoliopsida; Fagales; Betulaceae
Exons: 4
Coding region: 1-1977 (658 amino acids)
Molecular function (GO): catalytic activity
Source: RefSeq, a predicted model, not a curated record